AACAUGAUGGAAGAGAUAAAAUGCGAGAAGCACAAUGAAUUGUGCUUCUUGAAAACUGGAUUAAAGGAAGGGCCAACAAAUGGUGUUAGUUUUUAUAUCUGCAGCCAGUCAGCCACUUGUGGUUUUGUAAAGAAAUCCGGACUGCAAAAAUUAGAGUGUCCAAAACACCACACCACUGUAGAUCUUCAGUCCAUAUUCUGCUCAAAGAAAAAUGAUGAGAAAAGGCAGUAUUACAGAUGUCGUAGGAGAGACUCACAUGAGAACUGGUGUGGAUAUUUUAAUUUAAGAAAGGAGUCUUCCAGACCUCUGGGAGACUAUAAUUACCAAGAGAGAAAGAAAUCAACGGAAAAUAAGGCAAAGACAAUGGCUUCAAGAGAAUCGGAAAAGCCUGCAAGAAACUCCUCAGCUAAAGUGGACUCGGACAAUGUUUCUUCUGGCGUCCAAAGACGUACCUCUGAGGAAGAAAGAGAAGGGGGUUUGGCCGAGGAAUUGGCCAAUCUAAGUAUCGAAGAAGGUGUCCAGCAAAGAGGAAAUGAUAAGUCUGAGACUGCAAAGACCAGAGAAAAUAAGUUAAAAUUAAAGAAGACAAGAGAUUCAGAUGCAAAGAAAGAUGAAUCUGCUUUUGAAAAGUAUCGUGAUCUUUCAUCCACCUCUGAAUCGGAUAGUAUAGAUAGUUUUGAUUCUCCCUGCUCUAAGAGUAACUCUGCUAUUGGGAUAUCAGACUCAGAACUUAGUCCAAUCAAUAGGGAGGAAAAGACUCAAUCAGAAUUGAAGGAAGGCAGGGAGAAAAAUGAAACUCCCAGCCACAGACAUAAAUAUGAAGGAAUUGGGAGGAUCAAAAAGAAGAGCCCUCAGUCUAAUUCACAGACAGACUCCUCCCCCGAGCUUCCAUUGAUACAGAGAAUUAGAAUGAAGUCUGGAGAGCAAGUGACAGCUGGUCGUAAAAGCCCCAUAGAAAUCGUGGAGUUAUCCAGUGAUGAGGAAGAGGGGGAUCCAAGGGGAGCGGGGUCAUCCUCACAGAGGCCAACAAGUCCACAGGACCAACAGGCGAGAUACGAACCCCCUCCUCAUGCCGUGCCAAGGCUACAGGAACUCAACUCAGCCAAUCAGAAUCCACCUGACAAGAGUAGUCUGCCCCUGACUCCUGCAGAGGAAUGGCAGUUACAGUGUGAUAUUGACUCGAGGAAUUCGUUACUUCCGCAGUUAAAUAGGCAAAAGCAUGUGAUAGCAACUGUCAAAAUGUCAACUUUACCAGAUAAGGGGGAAAAACUCCGCAAGCAGGUGGAUGAUAUUGAGAGAGCUGUGUCAAAACUGAACAAGAGAAUUGCUGAUCUGAAAUCAAGGUCCAAAUCUAAAGCUCCUGUCAGUAUAUUACCAAAGCCCUCAGUAACCACUGGUCAGCCCCAGGUGGUCAAGGUUAUUCCUGGAGGACAAGGUCAAACUCAAGGCCAGCCACAGGUCAUCAAAGUUUACUCAGCUGGAGCAGACGGGCAGCAGAAACUCAUUCAUGUUGUUCAGCCAGCAGGGGCUCAGAAAUCAGGACCCACCAGUGGCCACGUUCCUCACAACCCCCAGGGACUAAAACAGACCAGCCUACUGCCUCACGCCACCACCAUCCCCCCACAUAUACUACAACAAUUGUACGCAGCCAACCCCCAGGCCCAGACCCUUUAUGGAGGAAGGAUGACUGCAGCUCGACUCCGAGAAGUAGGAAGUGUAACUAAGGAAGCCAUCGAGAAAUUACACAAACAACUAGAGACGUGUCCUGAUUCUAGUACAGAGAUUGGGGACCCUAAAGGACUGAAGGUUUCACUGAUGGCUCACCAAAGACAGGCCCUGGCCUGGCUCACAUGGAGGGAGGGGCAACACCCACCAGGGGGGAUACUGGCUGAUGACAUGGGGUUGGGGAAAACACUGACAAUGAUAUCAUUAGUGCUAAAACAGAAACAACUGAAGCCAAAGGAGGAGGAAGACGAUUGGUUAAACAGAGAUAAACAGCUGGAGAAAGUGGGAAAGAACAUCAUCAAGUCUAGAGCCACCUUGAUUAUCUGUCCCGCCUCCUUAAUUCACCACUGGCACAAAGAGAUCGAGAGAAGAGUGAAAGGGAAGAGACUGCAGGUUCUAAUGUACCACGGACAGAACAGGGAAAAGGAUGUACUGAGGCUUGCUGAUAAUGACAUAGUGCUAACGACAUACACACUAGUUGGGAAGGAGGUAGGAGCUGUUAAUGUAGACGCUGACGCACCGGCUAAAGACGAAGAAGAAGAGGCAACAGAGAACAAACAAGAGAGCACAGCAUCAGGGACAGAAGACGCGACUUUAUUACGGAUCGUUUGGGAGAGAAUCAUUCUGGAUGAGGCCCACAACAUAAAGAACAGGAAGAGCCUGAUGUCAAUGGCCGCCUGUCGACUUCGUGCUCAGUUCCGCUGGGCCAUGACAGGGACCCCAAUACAAAACGAACUGUUAGACGUCUACUCUUUACUCAGAUUUUUGCGAUGUUCACCUUUUGAUGAGUACAAAGUGUGGAAAAGACAAGUAGAAUCUAGCAAAGCUGGUGGGAAUGACAGACUGAACGUUCUCAUUAAGAGUUUGUUAUUGCGGAGAACAAAGGACCAGAUCGAUAAAGCCGGAAAACCUCUGGUUUCUCUACCCUCAAAGUCUUCUUCUGUCCAUGAAAUAGAGCUCUCUAAGGAAGAAAAAAUGGUGUACGAGAAACUGUUUUCUCAAUCCAGAUCCGUGAUGAAGGACUACCUGAGAAGACAUGAAGACAAGGAGUUAGGGAGGGACCCCUGCCCCCAGCCUUCUAUCAAUCCCUUCAGGGACAGACCAGAGGGGGAUCCACCAGGCAGUCUGAGGGGUGGACCAGAGGAGUCGGGACGGUCCAGCGGUCAGAUGAUCCUCGUCAUGUUACUGAGGCUGAGACAAUGCUGCUGCCAUCUCAGUCUGAUGAAGGAGGCUUUUGAUGAGGAGACUAAAGAGACAGAGGGACUAGAACUGGACAUUGUAGACCAGAUGAAGGACUUGAUGUUAGAGUCGGGGGAACCAGAGGAAAAGACCAAACUGACCAGGGAUUCCCCCAUCUUCAACAUGGCGGCCAUGAGCACUAAGCUAAAGGCUGUGAUGGAUAAACUCUAUGAAAUAAAAGAGCUACCAGACAAACAGAAAAGUGUCGUGGUGUCACAAUGGACGAAGAUGUUGGACAUUUUAGCUCAUCAUCUGAAGAUGGCAGGAAUAAAAUACACCAUUAUCCAAGGUUCUGUAUCGGCAAAGAAAAGAAUGGAGGCAGUGGAGGAGUUCAACACGAAUAUUCAUGGACCAGAGGUCAUGCUGGUGUCACUCAAAGCAGGGGGCGUCGGCCUCAAUCUAAUUGGAGGGAAUCACUUGUUUCUGAUUGAUCAACACUGGUAAUUU
Saccostrea cuccullata (small rock oyster) is the source of this 3411-nucleotide messenger RNA. RefSeq names its product transcription termination factor 2-like. NCBI's taxonomy places the organism in Eukaryota, Metazoa, Mollusca, Bivalvia, Ostreida, Ostreidae. Gene Ontology annotation, molecular function: ATP-dependent chromatin remodeler activity; ATP binding; zinc ion binding. Gene Ontology annotation, cellular component: nucleus. Gene Ontology annotation, biological process: DNA repair. The record is from RefSeq and is a predicted model, not a curated record. The coding region runs from base 4 to 3408 and encodes 1134 amino acids. The transcript is spliced from 21 exons.